Geodia barretti is the source of this 876-nucleotide messenger RNA. The record is from the annotation of a GenBank genome assembly. Lineage: Eukaryota; Metazoa; Porifera; Demospongiae; Tetractinellida; Geodiidae.
AUGAGAGCUAUUGAUUACGCUGCCCCAACAUCACUAAGCGAAGCGGUUGCCAUUAUGGCUGCCCACGGUGACCGUGCCCGGCCUUUGGCCGGCGGUACCGACGUUCUAGUUCAACUGCGCGGAGGCCGCCGAGAGGCCGACGUGGUGGUCGACACCAAGAAAAUUCCGGAACUGAACGGAAUCAAAGUAGACGAUAGCGGCCUGCAACUUGGCGCGGCCGUUGCCUGCUACCAGAUAUACCAGAAUCAGGCGGUAGCCGCCGCCUACCCGGGCUUGAUCGACGCUGCCAGUCUCAUCGGCAGCGUACAAAUUCAGGGACGGGCAUCCAUCGGCGGCAACCUGUGUAAUGCCGCUCCGUCUGGCGACAGCAUUCCACCAAUUAUGACGAUGAGCGCCGAGGCCCACAUCAACGGCCCCAACGGUUGGCGCACUGUCCCGACCGACAGUUUCUGCACUGGGCCCGGCCGUAGCGUACUGGAACCCGACGAACUGCUGGUUGCCAUCCAGAUACCCGCUCCGGCCGCCCACACAGGCACCGCGUAUCUGCGGUUCAUCCCCCGCAACGAGAUGGACAUUGCCGUAGCUGGUGUCUCCUCCACGGUAACGCUGGAUGCGUCCGGACAGAACAUCGUGUCGGCGCGCAUCGCGCUGGCAUCCGUUGGGCCCACGCCCAUUCUGGCCUCAGCAGCCGGCGACGGUUUGGCCGGCAAAGCCGUCUCCGACGACGCGAUCGCGGAAGCAGGACGGUUGGCCAGCGAGGCCGCUUCACCCAUUACCGAUAUGAGAGGCACGAUUCGCCAGCGCCAUCACCUGGUCGACGUGCUGACGCGCCGCACACUGCAUAUUGCCAUCCGGCGCGCCCGAGGAGAAGAAUAA